AUGUCUUUCCCCACCACCGCCGCAGCCCGUUGCUGCCGACAGCUGUCCGGCUCCGUCCGCCCAUCCUCCCUGCGCAUCGCGUCUACAUAUCUGCCCACAGCUCGCACACCGGCUAGCCGCCGAUGGGAGUCGACUGAGGCUGCUGCUGCGCCUGUUAACCCUAAGAUCAACCAGAUUGUUGACCAGAUCAGCCAAUUGACUCUUUUGGAGACUGCGGAUCUUGUUUCAAGCUUGAAGACCCGCCUGAACAUCCCCGAUCUCCCCGUUGGUGGUUUCGCCAUGGCCCCCGGCGCCGGUGCCCCCGGUGCUGCCGCCGCCGUUGAGGAGGAAGAGGCUGCUCCCGCCGCCGCCGAGAAGACAUUGUUCAACCUGAAGCUUGAGUCAUUCGAGGCUACUUCCAAGCCCAAGGUGAUUAAGGAGAUCAAGAACAUGCUCGGCCUGUCACUGGUAGACAGCAAGAAGUUCGUUGAGUCCGUGCCAAAGAUGAUGAAGGAGUCCGUUCCUAAAGAGGAGGCCGAGAAGAUCAUCGAGACUCUCAAGGGUCUCGGUGCUAAGGCUUCCAUGGAGUAA
This is a messenger RNA of Penicillium angulare, 570 nucleotides long. Its product is annotated as mitochondrial 54S ribosomal protein bL12m. Gene Ontology annotation, molecular function: structural constituent of ribosome. The coding region runs from base 1 to 570 and encodes 189 amino acids. Gene Ontology annotation, cellular component: ribosome. The transcript has 2 exons. The record is from RefSeq and is a predicted model, not a curated record. NCBI's taxonomy places the organism in Eukaryota, Fungi, Ascomycota, Eurotiomycetes, Eurotiales, Aspergillaceae. Gene Ontology annotation, biological process: translation.